This is a messenger RNA of Phodopus roborovskii (desert hamster), 1044 nucleotides long. Its product is annotated as paired immunoglobulin-like type 2 receptor beta-2. The transcript has 5 exons. Gene Ontology annotation, molecular function: MHC class I protein binding. The record is from RefSeq and is a predicted model, not a curated record. Lineage: Eukaryota; Metazoa; Chordata; Mammalia; Rodentia; Cricetidae. Bases 180 to 857 code for a protein of 225 amino acids.
GAAGAAGAAGGCAGAUGAUAAAGGAAGUUGCUGGCCACAGGGAAGUGGAGAUGCGGAGGUCCUGCCCCCACUCAGUCCUCCUCAUGAGGAGGCCCUGAGGUUGUGAGCCUCUGUACCCUGAUUCUCUCCUGAGCCCUGAGCACCCCAGGGUCCCUCCACAGGGCCUGUUCUGCUGCCUGAUGGCUCUGCUGCUCUCGAUUCCUGGAGGACACCAGGUCAUAGCAUGGACCCUGUUUCUGCUGCUGCCAGCACCAUGGCUGCAAGCUGGUAUCUCAGCAGCAUCCAGCAGAGAAGGACCCUUUGGGGUCACCCAACCAGCACGCCUCUCUGGUGUCCAGGGCGGCUCCAUCGAGAUCCCCUUCUCCUUCUACUUCCCCUGGAAAUUGACAACGGGUCCAAAUAUGUGGAUUCUCUGGAGAUGGAAGGGCUUCCAUGGGGAAUUUAUCUACAACUCCUCCUCAGGUUUCAUACAUAAGCAUUUCAAGAACCGGCUCAUCCUGAACUGGACACAGCCUCAGACAUCCGGAGUCCUCAGAAUCCUGGACUUGAAGGAGGAGGACAAGACAUUUUACUUCUGCAAAGUUUAUCUGAACACAACAAAAGGCACGGAGAGUUGGCAGUCAAUUCCGGGUACCAACCUCACCAUCACCCCAGCUGUCAGCACCACCAUGGAGUCUCCCUCCUUAGUCACCCCUGCAGUGGCCACAGCUGGCCUGGAGGACACAGAGGGUCAGAGCAAUCCUUCACUUGUGAACCUGGCAGCCACAGUCGGGGUGGUGGUGGCCACGGCUGUGCUCAUAACCCCUGUCUGUGUGUUGAUGAUCUUCCUGUGCUGGGAGCAAAGGCCAGCACCCUAAAGCCAAAGCCCAGCCAGGUGGGCGCCUGUCAUCCCAGUGAGCAGGUACAAGAAGUGAAGCCACACUUUGGACAUGUGGACUCUGAUAUCCUCUCCUCAGAACCAAGGUCGUCUUGUCUACUCUGGUCCUGAGAACACAAUGGUGCUGUUCUCUGUCUGUCUGGAGAAGUAAUAACACUUUUCAAUAA